Molecule: messenger RNA, 939 nt
Organism: Striga hermonthica
Lineage: Eukaryota; Viridiplantae; Streptophyta; Magnoliopsida; Lamiales; Orobanchaceae
Source: the annotation of a GenBank genome assembly
AUGGCCAUUAUCAAUCUCAAUGUGUUGGCUAUGGUAGCACUCUUGGCGAACACGAUGGCCGACGGGCUGAACAUGAACUACUACGUAAUCACGUGCCCGAUUGCCGAUAUCAUCAUAAAGAAUACCGUGCGCACGGCUUUGCUAUCCGACCCGACCCUUUCGGGGCCACUCCUUCGAAUGCAUUUUCACGACUGUUUUGUCGAGGGAUGUGAUGGGUCGAUAUUGAUCGACUCAACUAAAAACAACACGGCAGAAAAAGACUCGCCGGCCAAUCUUAGCUUAAGGGGAUAUGAAAUAAUCGAUGCUGCUAAAGAGGCGCUCGAGAAACAGUGCCCUGGAGUCGUUUCGUGCGCCGAUAUCCUGGCAAUGGCUGCUAGAGAUGCUGUUUUCUUUUCGGGAGGUCCGUAUUAUGAGAUCCCGAAAGGAAGGAAAGACGGUUGGAGAUCGAAGAUUGAGGACACGGUCCGACUUCCACCACCGAACCUCAACAGUACGGAGCUCAUCGACAUGUUUUCGCGGCGCGGAUUUACCGUUCGAGAAAUGGUGGCUUUGUCUGGGGCUCACACCCUUGGGGUGGCUCGGUGCUCGUCGUUUAAGAGCCGACUGAACCAAAAUGCGGACCCCACAUUGGACCCACAGUUUGCAAAGAUACUGGGCGCCACGUGCAGCAAGGGUGACUUGGCGGAGCAGCCCUUGGACUCCACAAGGACGGUCUUCGACGGCGAGUACUACAGGGCACUGCAAAGGGGGGCAGGUGUCCUGUUCUCUGACCAGACGCUGUUUGUGGGCCCCGCCACGCGGGCCUUCGUGAACAGGUACGCCGUGAACCCGGCUAUAUUCUUCUUGGACUUCCAACGGGCCGUGGUGAAGAUGGGGACGUUGGAUGUCAAGGAAGGGCCCAACGGCGAGGUCAGGGACAAUUGCAGACGGGUCAACUAA